Messenger RNA from Symbiodinium necroappetens, 1266 nucleotides. The record is from the annotation of a GenBank genome assembly. NCBI's taxonomy places the organism in Eukaryota, Dinophyceae, Suessiales, Symbiodiniaceae.
AUGGUUUUCUCUCUGAAUCUCGAAGUUCAGCGCAUCUGGUGGGUCACAGGACUCUAUCUGGGCACACUGGCUUUGCUUCAUCUAGGCAUGAGGGCCACUCGCAGCCACCAAGCGCGACGGGAAGAGGAGCAAUGCGCGUUUCUCCAGAGGCUCAACUCCCAGCACCGGGAGUCCGUGGAUCGGACCGAAAAGGAAGAGGAAGGCUUCUUGGGAAACACUGGGAUUUUCCCUCAGUGCGAAUUGGAUGAAAUCUUUACCCAUGCUCCAGGCGGGCACAUGUUGAAAUACAAUGCAGACCGCUCUUUGUCUUUCAGGGUUAUUUUCAUGUUCCGAAACACCCUCUUGUCUAACGUGCAGAUUCUGCACCACAUGCGAGUCUGUGUACUGAUGUCGGCCGUGACGAGCUUCAUCCACAUCGGGCUGCGUGAAUUUUUUGACGUAGAGCCCGUGCAGCGCGACUGGCUUGAAGAUCUGGACAAGAUGUGCUCUUUCCUGACAUCCUUGAUCGGAGUCCUUCUGGGCUUCUACAUCUCCACCGUGAUGGCGAGAUGGUGGAGCAUGCGCUUCGAUGGAAUUGGUGGAAUGUGGGGAUCCGUGAGUGACCUGUGCGUCCUGACCGGGUCCUUCUUUCCUGGUCCAGAAUGGCGAAGCUUGCGAACCCUGAUCUUGCGCUACGGCUUGCUCUCCUAUGAGCUGACGUUUAUGGAAAACGAGGAUCAGGACGAAUAUCUGGGCGCCCUGAUGCAGAGGCACCUCCUCACGUCUGACGAAGCCGCCUGCUUGGCUGGAAACCCCUCGAAAGGCCGCGCCGUGUGGACCUGGGAACUCCAUAAGCAGGGACACCUCCCGGACGUGGCACUUCGGAUCUUCUUGAAGAAGGCUCUUGCAGCUCGUGGUGGUUCCGGAACUCUCCUUUGCCUGCUUGGCGUCCAGCUGCCCUUCCUGUACUUGCAGCUCCUCUCCCAGUUGGUACACUUUCUAACGAUGGUGAUGGCUGUGGACUGCGGCAUUGCCACAGGGGCGACCCUCAUCUGCCACGACAUGGGAAGUCCCAUUCUGAAGUUUGUCCAGAUGCUCAUNNUCUACAAUGGCUGCCUGGAGAUCGGCAGGAGCUUUUCAAACCCUUGCAAGGAAGACUUCUCCGACUUCCCGCGCCACGCCUACCACUUCAGUCUUCGCAACGAGGCCGAGUUCUUCCACAGCAUCGCAGAGAAGCCGCCCCUGGCCGGCGUUCGGCUCCUCGGCGAGGCAGCCUCUCGCACGUAG